Molecule: messenger RNA, 2670 nt
Organism: Ipomoea nil (Japanese morning glory)
Lineage: Eukaryota; Viridiplantae; Streptophyta; Magnoliopsida; Solanales; Convolvulaceae
Product: putative serine/threonine-protein kinase-like protein CCR3
Exons: 1
Coding region: 174-2525 (783 amino acids)
Biological process (GO): protein phosphorylation
Molecular function (GO): ATP binding; protein serine/threonine kinase activity
Source: RefSeq, a predicted model, not a curated record
CAAUGUUUAAGGCCUUGGCCCACACUACAAUUCAACAAUUCUUGGACGUUUAAAGAGAAACUUCUAAGUAAUUAUGUAUAGUCUAAGAAUUGUAUAACACAGCCGCCCUUGGUCUUCCUCUCUCGAUACAAUUGAGGUUUAUGCUUUGUAUAUGUAAUUAUGUAUAGAUAUAGAUGACGACGCAUUUUGCUUCCGUCGUCGCCGUCGCCGUCUUGACAACCGCCCUGAUAUAUCCGCCAUCCGCCGUGCAUGCCCUGGGCGGCUCCUCCGCCACGCUGGCCGUCAUGUACGGCUCCACCGUCACAGUCUGCGGGAUAUCAGCCGGAACACCAUUCCAGGAAAUACAGUGCUGGGAAAAGCGCCGGAAAACGCCGCUGGCCGUAUACCCGAACGUCUCCUUCGAUUCAAUCGCCGGCGGACUUGACGUCCUCUGCGGCGUCCGCUCCGGCGGGUUCUCGGUCGUCUGCUGGGACCCCAGUUUCACCCCCAAGAGACUCUACUGGAAUUCCUCCACCCCAAUCUCCGCCAUUUCAAUCGGCGACACCCAAAUUUGCGGCGUUAAUAACCAGUCCGACCAUAACGUGAUUUGCUGGCGGGGUAAAAAAUCAUACGGGUCAUCCGAGAUUGUGUCAAUCUCAUCCGGGUUAGGGUUUUCUUGCGGAGUAGUGAAAAGCUCAAACAGAGUUGUAUGCUGGGGGGAAGAUAACGAUAAAGCUUCCGCCAUAGAAUCAGAGUUCAAGAAUGAAUCAAUGGUGAGUAUAAACGCCGGCGGAAGCUUCGCCUGCGGAUUGAACACUACAGGGUUUGUAGUCUGCCGAGGAAAGAAUCUAAACGGCGAAUUGGAAGUUCCGUUGAAUUCGGCUUAUGGUUACAGUGGAUUAUCCUCGGGACAAAAUCACAGCUGCGGAAUUAGAAGAUUGAAUCACACAGUGAUUUGCUGGGGCGGAAAUGGAGCUUUUUGGAGUAAAAAACUGGAAGGAAUCUCAUUCGAAUCCAUAGUUUCAGGACUGGAUUUCGCCUGUGGACUGAAAACCAGCGAUUUCUCCGUGAUUUGUUGGGGCCCUGGCUGGGCCGGAGAAGACGAUGAUAAACUGCUUUUGCCUCAGAUUCUCCCCGGCCCAUGUAUUCACAGUAAUUGCAGUGAAUGUGGAGUUUAUCCCCAGUCUCAAUCUCUCUGUUCCGGCAACGGCAAUAUUUGCCGGCCAUGUGAUCGUUCAAUCACAAUACCGCCGCCGCCGCCUCCGGCGGCGGCGGCGGCGGCGAAAGACUCGAAAGGGCUUAGAAGGGGUUUAUUGGCCUAUACAAUUGCAGGAUCAAUUGGGGGAUUUUCUGGGCUUUGCACAUUGCUCUAUUGCCUCUGUGUCUGUCUCCGGAAACAAAAAAUCCACAAUUCUGUUCAACCCACCAUUAAUGGCGGCACACAAAAAUCCAGCAGCAAUCCAGUUUCAAGAUCCUCCACGCUCAAACGCCAGGGCUCACGGUUUAUGGGGCGGCAGAAGAGCGGGACUUCAUCAUCUAAACGCACGGAAACGGCGGCGGAAUUCAUGUUCUCCGACCUGGUUGCCGCCACCAACUGCUUCUCCCUGGAGAACAAGAUCGGCGCGGGGAGCUUCGGAGUCGUGUACAAAGGGAAACUCCCCGACGGCCGUGACGUGGCAAUCAAGAGAGGCGAAACGGGGAAUAAUAAUAAACCCAAGCGUUUCCAGGAGAAAGAAAGCGCGUUUGAAUCGGAACUGGUGUUCAUGUCCAGGUUGCACCAUAAGCAUUUGGUCAAGCUGGUUGGGUUCUGCGAGGAAGACGAUGAGAGGCUUCUGGUUUACGAGUUCAUGAAGAAUGGAGCUUUGUAUGAUCAUUUGCAUGAUAAAAGCAACGUGGAGAAGAGUUGCAGCGUUUUGAAUUCGUGGAAGAUGAGGAUCAAGAUAGCCUUGGAUGCCGCCAGGGGGAUAGAGUAUCUCCAUAGUUAUGCAGUUCCGCCGAUAAUCCACCGGGAUAUCAAGUCCUCCAAUAUAUUGAUUGACGGGGAUUGGACCGGUAGAGUGGCCGAUUUCGGGUUGUCGUUGAUGGGGCCGGCCGAAGGGAGUUGUGAUUACAGCCGCCCGGUGAAGGCGGCCGGGACGGUAGGGUAUAUUGAUCCGGAGUACUACGGACUAAACAUCUUGACGGCCAAGAGCGAUGUGUAUGGGCUCGGGGUGGUCCUGCUAGAACUCUUGACUGGAAAAAGAGCCAUUUUUAAGAAUGGCAAUGACGGCGUUGCGCCGAUGAGCGUUGUGGAGUACGCCGUGCCGGCGAUCAUGGCGGGAGAAUUGGAGAAGAUUUUGGACGGGAGAGUUGGGCGGCCGGAGAGGAUGGCGGAAGCGGAGGCGGUAGAGCUGGUUGCGUACACGGCGAUGCUUUGUGUGAAUUUGGAAGGGAAAGAUAGGCCCACCAUGGCGGACAUUGUUGCUAAUUUGGAGAGAGCUUUGGGUCUUUGUGAUGACAGCCAUGGCUACCUCUCCAGCGAUGAAAUCUCCAUUAUUUCUGAGUGAAAAAAAAACAAUCACUCAAACCAUUGAGAAUUUCUUUCUUUCUUUCCACUUGUAAAUUUUUCACUAAUUUAUAUCAUCAUAUUCUUGUGAUGUAAAUGGCAGAAGUAUUUUUUCUAACCUUGGGGUCUAGUGGCACCAAGUUGCU